Anastrepha obliqua is the source of this 1985-nucleotide messenger RNA. RefSeq lists its product as uncharacterized. NCBI's taxonomy places the organism in Eukaryota, Metazoa, Arthropoda, Insecta, Diptera, Tephritidae. The record is from RefSeq and is a predicted model, not a curated record. The coding region runs from base 1138 to 1440 and encodes 100 amino acids. The transcript has 2 exons.
UUCAAAUGGCAAUCGAUUGUGAACUGGUGAAUUAGAAGAAGCAGUGAACAAACAUUUCGUCCCACUCGUAAAUUUAGAGUUUUUCAUUGUAAAAUUCCGUCUCAAAAUUAAAACGGAACGGGUUUUUUGAGUAAAUGUCAAAAAAAGCAGAACUUAACAAACGAAAAAUUAAAAAAACAAUAAUUUGCCAUAAGCGGAAAAACAGCAAAUAAUAUUUGCCAACCGGCACAACUUUGUCACAUAUUCCGUUUUUUUCUUCUCUUCAAUAUCUUGUGCGCAGUACCCAGCAACACAACGUAUGUGAAGUUGUGUAUCAGUAAACAGAAGGCAAUCGCAAGAAGAAGCGCAGCAGUGGAAUUAAAAGGCAGAACUUUGCAUUUAUUAAAUAAUUUGUAAAAAAAUUGGAGAUUGUCAUUGAGAACUUUAUUCAUAUUGCAAUUGGAAAGCUAUUUAAAACGAAUCCAGCUAAGAGUACGUGGUGCUUGAAGAACGACUUAAGUGUCUUGCAUUCGAAGGACCUUCAAAGGAUAAUCGGCGGAGUUUUGUGAAAAACCUGAAGGCGAUCUCAGUGGCCUGAUCCCAGUUCCCUUAUGUGAAGCAGUCAACUUAUUGCUUACUCUUUUACUCAGUAUUUUUGACGUUUAAUAAUAACGUUGAGCAAACAAAUUGAGGCUGGCUACAAAGCGAUAUAUAUACAUAUAUAAAAGUAUACAUACAUAUUUAACAUAGUAGAAGUAAACUGCAGAUUCGCUCACAUUGCUACUUUAGUAUAUAAAACGGCUAAAGUUAAAAAAAUAUACAUUCCAAGUACGCAUCCGCGAACUACAAAACAAGAAAAGCUAAGGAGCAAAAAAUAUUCACAAUACAGUAUAAACGCCGUAAUUUCCAAAAUUCUGGUCAGUUAAUAGGCACAAAAACAACCAAGUGUGUAGGCGUUCUAAAUUAUAGGCAUCAAUUCAAAUAUCAGCAACGAAAACGUUAACAACCAAGUACAACGAUAAACAUAACACCGCGUUACUGCCUGCUCAUAACGUCGUUUCAACGCAGUUGGUACCGUAAAGGCACGUUGCUUCAUUUGAGUUUAUUCGGCUGAGCGUUAAACGCAGUAUAGCUUUCACCACGUCUCAGGGAGAAGAUAUGGAUAUUGAUUCUGCUCCUGUGCCACCACCACAGGAGUACUCAGAUAACCCAACAGGCUAUCAGUCGGAAUCAUCAAUGAAUUUCGAUUAUUUGCACGGUUUAAAUGAGGGCGCAUCCGCCGCAGCUAGGGCGUCCUCAUCAGCGACAUCACUGGGCGGUCAUGGCGGUUCGUCGGAUUCGCCGCGCCAUUUCGGUGCCGUUGGCGGGGGUGGCAUAGAUGCGAGCACUUCCAGUAUGCAGAGCUACGGCUACGUUGAUGACAGUAAAGCAUUGGACAGGUUGUUAUCAAAAUGUAUUUGAAACUAAAAAAAAAAGAAUUGUUUUCUUAAAAAUACUAUAUACUUACAUUAUGUAUAGUUGGUGCUAAAAUCUUACAACUGAAAAUGGUAAAAAGUGCUUGUUUUGAGUUGUGUUGGAAAUCACAGUGUUUCCAAAGUUGCUUCCUAAUAUAACAACAAUGUGUGGGUGUCAUAAAAAACAUACUAAAUAUGAACAUGUAAUAGUAGUGCAAACGAGUCGCUUCGAACGCGUGCAAAGUAAGCUCAAGGCACACUUUCGUUUUCAUAACUCCGUAUAAGGAACCGUGAACGAAAGCAAGUUAUAGAAGGGUGUAUGAUUCAAUAUUAGCCAGAGUUUCCCAGUGGCAUCCAAGUAUUAAUUGAUACGUUCGCGUAUUACUACAUAAACAGGCUAAAGUAAAGCAUCAGUUAGAUUUAUAUCUAAAGCAUAAAGAGAGGAUAAUGUCCGAUAUUCACCACCAGCUGGAAAAUUUUAUCCAGCUAAGUAGUACAAAUUAAAUAUUCACGAUUAAGAAAUAUAAGAAGCUGAGCUGUUACAUUAAGGAG